UCCAGUCUUUAUUCUUAAUGAGUGCAAUUAGGAUUUACUUAUAAGAAAAUACUUUUUUUGGUGACUUUUAAUUUAUAUUCAUACAUCACAUGCAAAAUUUCUAAUUUGUAAGCCUGGUUUCUGUAAUAGCAUCACUAGAGGCACAGUUUUGUUCAAGAUUAUUUGAUCUAUACUAUACUAAGUUACGAACUUUGGAGUCAGAAUCUUGGAGCAUCUUAAAGCUCAAGGUUUUAAAAACAUCAGGAUCUGCUUGAACCCUCCGGUUUGCCAAAGGCCUCACCACUCCAUAUUGUUUCCCUCCAGCUCCCUUAGACAUUCCUUGCCUAGCCUCUGAAAGCAUUCGACUUUGCCACUCUAGGUUUUAUUUCAACUCCCUCAUUCUACAGUUGAGAAAAGAGAGGAAACAGACUGCAAAGAGAGGAAACGACGUGCCUGGGGAAGCCACUCUGGAAAACAGAACACAAUUUCCUGCUCUCUCCCUACACUGCCCUCCCUUUUAGAUACAUACCUUGUACUAUGGCCAAAAUCAACAUUCACUACCAAAGAGAAAUGGAGAAUCUGCGAUUCCCCUAGCGCUUUAGAAAGGAGAGUCCUUUGGGCAUGGCAACAAUUUCUUGUCUGUUAUGCGCGUCCAUGUAGGUAGAAAGUUCACCCAAAUUCAAUCCCCAGUGUGGCCCACCUCGAACUAACUACAGAUAGCGGGGAACCCGAAGAUGCAGUCCAGAUCAGGAACCUCCUCUUCUAGCUCACGUUUCUACCCGAGUCCGCAGAGGUCGGACCGGAAGUGGCGUACAGCCGCAGGGCGGAGGGAACUACCAAUACCGCCGAGAAAGGUGCAGCCUUUAGAAAGUUUACCCCCUAGUUGUGCUUCCGCCCGGUUGCCGUGGCCGACGCAGGGGUGCAUAUCCGAAGGCUUCCCGGCUCCGGGCAGGCAGUGAGAUGCCGGGCGGAGGCCGCUGCCCCGACUGCGGCUCCGCGGAGCUCGUGGAAGACUCGCACUAUUCGCAGAGCCAGCUGGUGUGCUCCGACUGCGGCUGCGUGGUCACUGAGGGCGUGCUGACGACCACCUACAGCGACGAGGGCAACCUCCGAGAAGUCACAUAUUCCCGAAGCACAGGGGAAAAUGAACAAGUGAGUCGCAGCCAGCAACGAGGUCUCCGCCGAGUGAGAGACCUCUGUCGAGUUCUGCAGUUGCCACCAACGUUUGAGGACACAGCAGUUGCCUACUACCAACAGGCAUACCGGCACUCUGGCAUCCGUGCUGCCAGGCUGCAGAAGAAGGAGGUAUUGGUCGGGUGCUGUGUUUUAAUCACCUGCCGGCAGCAUAACUGGCCGCUAACCAUGGGCACCAUCUGCACCCUACUGUAUGCAGACUUGGAUGCAUUUUCUGGCACCUACAUGCAGAUAGUGAAGCUUCUGGGGCUGGACGUGCCGUCUCUGUGCUUGGCAGACCUGGUGAAGACCUACUGUAGCAGCUUCAAACUGUUCCAAGCCUCCCCGUCUGUGCCAGCCAAAUAUGUGGAAGACAAAGAGAAGAUGCUGUCGCGCACGUUGCAGUUGGUGGAGCUGGCAGAUGAGACGUGGCUGGUGACUGGGCGGCAUCCCUUGCCUGUCAUCACAGCUGCUACUUUCCUGGCUUGGCAGUCGCUGCGGCCUUCAGAUCGUCUGACGUGUUCCCUUGCCCGAUUUUGUAAAUUGGCAAAUGUGGACCUGCCCUACCCUGCUUCCUCCCGCCUGCAGGAGCUGCUGGCUGUGCUGCUGCGGAUGGCUGAGCAGCUGGCCUGGCUGCAGGUUCUGAAACUUAACAAACGGUCUGUGGUGAAGCACAUCAGUGACCUUCUGCAGCACCGCCGCACGUUGGUCCGCAAGGCCUUUCGAGACGGCACAGCAGAGAUGGAGGCCCAGGAGGAGGAGCGGCAGGGGCAGGGGCAGGGACAGGGGCGGGGAAAAGAGGAAGGGGGCAGUAGUUCCUUAGAUUUGUCUGAGGGGAAGCGAGGAGCUAGUCCUGCCCUUCUCCUCCCGCCCUGCAUGUUGAAGCCCCCGAAGCGGAUCCGUCCCACACCCUCUGUCUCCACGGUCACCGGAGAUGAGAACAUUUCUGAUAGUGAAAUAGAGCAGUAUUUGCGUACCCCUCAGGAAGUUAGGGACUUUCUAAAAGCCCAAGCUGCUAGACAGGCUGCCGUGAGUGUUCCCAACCCUCCCUGAUGCACAUCCGGGGGCCACUUCACGCCAUUCUGACAGCAGCUUGACAAUAGGCCUGUCAUAUCCAGAGAAAUGAGUGCGUACAAGUCCUUAGGUAUUGUUUGUCUUGUUUAAAGGAACCAAGAGGGGCUCUGCAGUUCAUUGGGUUCAGGUCCUGGAGCAGAAGUCAGAAGGAAUGCAGGGAGGCCUAGGUUGGAGGGAGUCCCAGCCCUUGGUGCCAGAGAGUGGGUUGCAUAUACUCAUAUUCUGUGGGAUGGCUUUCCUCUUAGACUGCUGGGAGAGUGUCAGGGUCGCUCCUGCUCCUGGUUUGAAUUGGAUACACUGCUGCUGCAGGCCUGGUGGGGCUUCCCUGCUGGUGUGGAGCAGCUGGCAUUUCCAACAGUAUCAGCCCUCAGAGGACAGGACCUGGGCAACUCUCGGCCCUGUGUCCAUUCACAGGUGUUGGUGGGUUCAUGUGUAUGGUGUCAUGAGAUCUCCUUCAUAACAAAAGGACCGUGGGUGGACUAAGGUUAUAGCUCAAAGGGCUUUGCAAAAUUUUAAUAUAUUAAAACAAGAGGCAUCUGCUAGAAAACAUUCUAUUGUAUAAAACCCGAGCUUUUAAAAACAUGUUUUCUUUGGCACUUUUCAUCCCCCCCCCCCUUUCCCCAGCGUAUUGCAAAAAGCUCUCCAGUGCUAAGGCAUUGGCAGGGUAUGUAAACAGCAGCCAGCAUAUGUGGAAGAAUAAUACAAAGCUUUUUUUUUU
Ceratotherium simum simum (southern white rhinoceros) is the source of this 2944-nucleotide messenger RNA. RefSeq names its product BRF2 general transcription factor IIIB subunit (gene BRF2). Gene Ontology annotation, biological process: DNA-templated transcription initiation; transcription preinitiation complex assembly. Lineage: Eukaryota; Metazoa; Chordata; Mammalia; Perissodactyla; Rhinocerotidae. Gene Ontology annotation, cellular component: transcription preinitiation complex; nucleus. The record is from RefSeq and is a predicted model, not a curated record. Gene Ontology annotation, molecular function: TBP-class protein binding.